AUGAAGGAGGAGAUGAUGAAGGCAGAGCAGAAGAAGCAGAAGGAGGCAGAAAUUCAAAAGAAGCAAGAGGAAGAAAAGAAGAGGAAGGAAGAAGAGCAGAGAGAAGAGCUCCAGAAGCAGGAGCAAGAGAAGAGGAGAAAACACGAGGAAGAAAAGAAGAGACUGUUAGAGGAGGAGAAGAAGAGAUUUUUGCAGGAAGCUGAGGAGAGGGAGAAGGGAAGGGAAAGGAGGAAACUUGAAGAGGAAAGACUCCUGAAGGAGAAGAGAGAUAAACAGGAGAAGCAGAGUCCGGGAGAUGAGAAAAGGAAGCGGGAUGAGGAGGAGAGGAGGCAAAAAGAGCAGGAAAAAAGACUCUUGGUGGUGGAGGAGGAAAAGGAGAAACUCAGGAGGGAGGAGGAGAGGCGACUUGAGAAAGAGAGAUCGUUGAAGAAGAUGAAGGAGGAGGAGGAGAAAAGGAUGGAGGAGAGGAGAGUGUUUGAGGAGCAAAAGAGGAAGCGGGAGGAAGAGAAGCGGCUGAUGGAGGAGAAACGCUCGAGGGAGGAAAAAGAAAAGGAGCAGCAGAAAAUGAAAGAGGAGGAAGAGAGAAAAAGAUGGUGGAUGAGGGGGAGAAAAAGAAAAACGAGGCAGAGAAGGAGAGGAAAAAGAGAGAGGAGGAAGAGAAGAGGAAAGAUGAAGAGAGGAAGAAAAAGGAGGUGGAAGAGGAGACAAAGAUGA
Molecule: messenger RNA, 714 nt
Organism: Scomber scombrus (Atlantic mackerel)
Lineage: Eukaryota; Metazoa; Chordata; Actinopteri; Scombriformes; Scombridae
Exons: 1
Coding region: 1-714 (237 amino acids)
Source: RefSeq, a predicted model, not a curated record